AUGAGUAAUGCCUCUAAUGCUUUGGACAAGAUUAGAUUUAAAAGCUUGAUAGAGAAGAGCAUACUUGACGUUCAGCCAAAGCUCUUCAUCCACAUUGUCCCAGAUAAGACCAACAACACUCUGUCAAUCAUUGAUAGUGGUAUCAGCAUGACCAAGGCUGAUUUGGUGAACAAUCUAGGUACCAUUGUGAGGUUUGGGACCAAGGAAUUCAUGGAGGCAUUGGUUGCUGGUGCUAAUAUAAGACAAACAACACUGUCAAUUAUUGAUAAUGGUAUCGAUAUGACCAAGACUAAUUUGGUGAACAAUUUAGGUACCAUUACAAGGUCUGGGACCAAAGAAUUCAUGAAGGCAUUGGCUAUUGGUGUUGAUGUUAGUAUGAUUGGACAAUUUGAUGUUGGUUUCUACUCAGCUUACUUGAUUACUAAGAAAGUUAUUGAUACCUUGAAGCACAAAUAUGAUGAGUAG
Molecule: messenger RNA, 465 nt
Organism: Durio zibethinus
Lineage: Eukaryota; Viridiplantae; Streptophyta; Magnoliopsida; Malvales; Malvaceae
Source: RefSeq, a predicted model, not a curated record